GGUUAAUUCAUUAAACUGGAGCACUUCUUGUGUGCAGGAUACGAAGCGCCACGCCAACAAAGACUAAAGAUCCGCGAAUUCUCGUGGUGUUGUUGAGCAUUAUUGAAGCUUGGCCUCGAUAAACUAAGUGCGUGACAUUGCGGUUGUUAACUCCGUGCUGUACUUACGGAGUAGACAUGGUCGGCGUUUGUCCAGCACGGCUGCGGGGGGGUUCAAGACUUGAUCUACAGUUAAGGGAGCUAACUACCUGUCACAAUCGCUAGUGAUGCCCCUAGCAGUCGGGAACUACGCUAUGUGGAAUCAUCAUUAGGAUAGGGGAGAACUCUUGCAUCCUUGGAUUCGAAAAAUUCUCCUUGAGUAACAGCAGCGUCAGAAAACACAUUUAAAAUAAGGCUUUCGUGGUCUUCUUUGAACCCUGCUCGUUGGAGCUGUGCAGCAUAAAUCCAGUUGUCUCGCCGAGUGGUUGGGUCAUCGACUAUUGAGAUCAAGAAUUUUAAAAGGAGCAGCUCCAAGACAGUGUCAAAAUCUGGCUUGCUAAGUGAUUCUUGGCUUCCUAUGAAUUAAAUAGCUAUGGAGAUUGCCUUCAUCACAAUAUCUGAUUCUUCUCAAGAUGCUCGAAUACGAUAUGUUUCCAAUUCAAUCGAGGAUCUUCUUGGAUAUCAGCCCCAUGAAGUCAUCAACAGGUCUGGAUGGGAAUUUUUACAUCCAGAUGAAAUUUCACUGGCAAAAGGGAUUUAUCAACGUGCAGUCCGUCAAGACAAAGCUGCAGCGUUGAACCAUUUCCGUGUCAGACACAGAGCGGGCUUUUGGGUUUCUUGCGAGUGCGUAUUUACCGUGGUAUGCAACACUCUUUUCGCACGGACGACAGUUUGCCGAGAAGGAUUAAAAUGUAAAAGUAAGCACUUGUGCAAACCGUAACUUGUCUAUACCGGAUAUUAACAACCAGCCAAAAUUCCUUUCGAUUCGAAGAGCGUGUCGCUGCUAGUUAUGUGGUGAGAAGGCUUCUCUCCUCUUCGCCAUACGAUCCCCAUUAUCGUAUGGUCUGUUCUCUUUCCAGCAAAUUCUCACGGUCAUCAAAUUCUUCGGUUCCUGAACCACGUGCAGCCUUGGUUCUAAAUCGGUUUACCCGGUCCUCAACUAUCGUUUUUGCGACUAGUAAUGUAGCAGAGAUCCUAGGUGUAACUCCAAACCAGCUUGUUUCACGGAGCUUUUAUGCUUUCGUGGAAGAAUGUUGUUUGACACAAGCGGCCCGAUGUCUGGAGGAAAGCAAAAUGCAUGACACAAUUGCAUACCUGCGCGUUCGGUUACGAACUAUGCUUGCAGAAUACGAUGAUGAGCCUGAAGUUAUUGAAAAGGUCGACGAACUCAUUGGAAGAAAUGGUUAUGAAACCGAAGGUGGCUCUCCCGUAUACUUGCCCGGCACGAUCAUUAGGGAUAGUGAUCGGAAUCCUUGCAACUUCCGCCAACACGACCUCCAUUGCAAAACAUGCAGUACGACAUCGGAAACAGCUCAGAGCGCUCGGGAAUCCUCGUGGCCGGAAACGUCACGGCAUGCGGAAAUCGAAGCCGUAAUUACUUGCGCAUCGGAUGGCAUAAUCGUUGCUCUAAGGCGUGCCCGACCACUCAUCCCAGGGCUUAUCCCACCGGAGAGCUAGUCAGUGCUUUAAUGCGAGCCACCAUAGAGUUUCAUAGGGGAAAAUUUCACUUUGAAUGUGUGAGGGAGCAGGAGGCGUUAGCAGUUAUAGAGGGCCCUCCGCCUCCCAAUUCCAUGGGUCGUCAUGCGCUUUUAUAUUAGAAAACCAAGAUCUUCAAGUUUUGGG
Messenger RNA from Coccidioides immitis RS, 1820 nucleotides. RefSeq lists its product as uncharacterized. The transcript is spliced from 3 exons. The coding region runs from base 1038 to 1655 and encodes 205 amino acids. The record is from RefSeq and is a predicted model, not a curated record. NCBI's taxonomy places the organism in Eukaryota, Fungi, Ascomycota, Eurotiomycetes, Onygenales, Onygenaceae.